AUGAGUACUCCAUCACCUCAUAAGAAGUCAAAGAGAAAUGCCACUGCUUUGACUGCUUUACAACAGCAAACAGGUUAUUGGCCACAACACACUCAACAGCAGCAACAGCAUCAUACUCUACACUCAACACCAACACAACACACUUCAUCACCGCAGUUUGAACAGGAUGACACUGAGAAUCCACUUGGUCCACCCUGGUCAACACAAGAGGUGACAGAGUUCUUCAACUGUGUCAAGAGACACAAACCAGAAUGGAGGACGGUCAUUAAGCGUUUCCCGGCAAGGACUGAGGAGAUGCUGGAUCAUCUCUACCAGGUAACAAGCAAUGAGAUAUCCGAAUGUAACUCUGCCGACAACUUUAUAUUCGUGGUCAAGGGUGUAUAUGCUGCCAUGGUACCCAAGAAAGCACCAGGUUCAUCAAGCAAGUAUCAUUUGCCAAUGACCAGGAGGUCAGCUGACACUGGGGCAUCCCCAUCAUCACAUCUGCUGCAUCACCAUCAGCCACAACAACAACACCAACAGCAACAUCAACCGAUCAUACAACAACAGCAACAGCAACAGCAACAACAAAAGCAACCUGGCUAUUCGACACGAGGAAGGAAGUUACCUUUCUCAGAGCCCAUUAAGAAUUCAUCAUCCUCAUCCUCUGACCACCAUUCAACGACGACAACGACUACAACAACAUCAUCAUCACAAUCACCAAGCUCAGCGACCAAGAAGAGGAAGUCAUCAUCCACGUCGACAACAUCCACUCCACUAAAGUCCUCCUACGAGGACGAGGUGAUGUCCUCGCCAAGCUCACUACCCGCCAAGCUUCGAACCAAGAUCAACAAGAGCAAGCCAUCCACACCGCUACAAGAUGAGAACGGUGCAUAUGGCCUGCUGUCCAUGAGUCACUCACCAACAAACAGCGCGUACAACAAGCCACAUCAACAACAACAACAGCAGCAGCAACUCAUAACAUCAUCACCGAGGUCUUUGGCCGAGUCGCAGCUCACCAUUCAGAAGCGCCUUCAGAAUUUCCUGGGCAAGCGCACCUCAGAGCCAGCAGCGACUGCUGGCAGCCAGCAGCAACAACAGCACCAGCACCAGCAGCAGCAGGGCUACGAACUAUCACGCUCUGGCAAGUGGGCAAUGUACGAGUGGUUCUACAGUGACAUUGACGCGCCAUUCUACUUCUACAACGAGUUCCAGAUGUGGCUCAAUCAGAUUGGCAUUGGCAAGGUGAGGAAGCUGUCAAAGAUCGAGUGGAACGAGGUGCGCAGUCGUAUGAAGAAGCCACGGCGUCUGUCCGAGGUCUUCUUCCAAGAAGCACGUGAGAAGCUCUACCAGACCCGCGAGAAGAUCAGACAAUCAAUGCUCCACGACGAUAUAUUCAAGUUCCUACAGAUACAGCCAAACUCCAAAGUUCUAUACCACCUAAACAAUAGCCUACAAAGGGGAACAGUCCUAUACUAUUCAUUCGAUAACAUGUGCUACGAGAUUGAGAAUGACAAGACCAAGUUGCCAGUAACAGUGCCAGACACUGACGUAAUGUCAAUCGAUAAGAACAUACGAAGUAUCAUUGAAUCCAACUUUAUAUAUGCAAACAAGGAUAACAACAACAACAACAACAGCAUCAACAACAACAGUAACCUAAACAAUAGUACAGCCACGAAUCAAUCGAUGAUGAGUGAUCAGGAGCAACAGACGAAUGAUCAACUGGAAAAGACGCCACUGAUAUUAGUGCUGGGCCUGAUAGUCGUGUUGGAGAAGAAGGAAGGACUGAUCGCUCAGCUCACCGAACUCAAUACACAGGCGGAGAAGAUCAUACUCGAUGGCUAUCCCAAGCACUUCCAGAUCGAAUACUCCCGAGUCCUUGUAAAUUUAGAGUACCUGAACAAGGUGCUCAAGACCCUACUAGAGAUAUUCAAGCGUGAUCAAUCAACCCAUGUUAGCGAUCCAAACACAACGACUACAUUGAUGACGAAUACGCCAACAUCACAGACACAGCUCAACACUUCACAUAUUAAACAACAGUAUUUAAUCACCGACCUGGUCAAUCUGAUCAGAGAUCAAUCCAAGAGCUUCAUCACAAAGAUCGUAAAGGACAACAAUAACAAUCUGGAUUAUAGACCCAACAGGGUAUUGGAACGCGAUGAACAACUGAUGAAGUUGGCGCAUGGCUGUGUGUCAAUGAUGUAUGCAUUGAGACAGGCAUGCUCCAACACCGACCUCUCCGAACAUGACAUCGCCUAUCUCUUUGAUUCAUGUCUGGCACAAGUUAAGCCAACAUCGCCAGAGAAUGCAGCAUUGUUUGAACAGAUACAGUCAACAGUCAUUCGACUAAGGGAUAGGAUUGUCGCGACUCCUACAUCCACCUAA
Messenger RNA from Acytostelium subglobosum LB1, 2364 nucleotides. RefSeq lists its product as hypothetical. Gene Ontology annotation, cellular component: transcription repressor complex; nucleoplasm. The coding region runs from base 1 to 2364 and encodes 787 amino acids. Lineage: Eukaryota; Evosea; Eumycetozoa; Acytosteliales; Acytosteliaceae. Gene Ontology annotation, biological process: DNA-templated transcription; regulation of transcription by RNA polymerase II; regulation of cell cycle. The transcript has 9 exons. Gene Ontology annotation, molecular function: DNA binding. The record is from RefSeq and is a predicted model, not a curated record.